Messenger RNA from Acytostelium subglobosum LB1, 2157 nucleotides. RefSeq lists its product as hypothetical. Bases 1 to 2157 code for a protein of 718 amino acids. The record is from RefSeq and is a predicted model, not a curated record. The transcript has a single exon. NCBI's taxonomy places the organism in Eukaryota, Evosea, Eumycetozoa, Acytosteliales, Acytosteliaceae.
AUGAGCGAUCAAAAGGCAAAGAUUAUCAAUGCAUCACGCUUCCUGGCCGAGGGCUAUAGAUACAACAUAAUGAACGUGGACUUUUUUAGUAGGAUAAUCUCCACCUUUCUGCCCAAAGACUCGACCGAGACCAGCGAACACAACGAGUUUACACUGAUCCAGAUCGAGUCGCUGGGCGUGAUCGCUUCCAUCAUCGGCCGCUCCAUUGACAGCUCGGCCAACGCCAACAAGCAGUCCAACCUGGUCAUCCAGCACGCCAUCGAGGACGGCUUCCAGUUGAUACAGAACCUCUCGGUCAACCCCAACAUCCGACCACAGACGCGAUACAUGCUCAAGAGCCUCAUCGAGCUCAAGAACAACCGCUGGGUACUGCCCUCACAACAUCAGUCGCAAGUUGAGCAGGAGUCGCUGCACAAGGAGAUCGUGGCCUUUGCCGAGGACAUGGGCAAGUCGAUCAACAAGUUCCUCUCGUCACACUGCGCCAACGACGACACGUCACAGAUCUUUUGGAAGACAAUGUUGCAGUCCAUCAGCACCAAGAAUUACAUGUUGUUCAAGGAAACAAUUCUGGAGGACCGCACCACAUCGCCUUCGUCAGCCCCUGUCGUGCCCCUGUCACCAUGGCUGCGAAGGGCCAGCGCCAAGAUGCCCCUAUCCCCAUUGGGUGCCACAAGCGACCCCUCGGCCAACAAGCACAACAUACAGCGACUCAACUUGUCAGACCUCCAACAGCAACAGCCAAUGGACAUUGAUAACAAUGAGCAGCAGCAGUUUAGUUUGAGUGGCGACAGUGGCGAGCACAAGUCAUUGCUACCAGUGUUGGCCAACAAGUUAAUCUUGAAGAACAUUGAGAGCAACUUGCCCUCGGGUUUCAUCUCACCCAAGGCUCCACGCGACCCACAAGACUGCUCACCCGUUCUUCCCAAUGGCGCAGAGCUGGGAGCAGGUCCCCACCGCGAGUCGCCGGAGCUAUCCAACGCCGGUGGCAACUCAUCUGGUGGCAACAACAGCAACCUGUCAGUACUGCUAUCCAUCAUUGAGAGUAAUAUCAUCGAGGACUCACGUGCGAUCUGGAAGAGCAAGAUCGUUAACCUGUUCCUCGAGAUGAAGCCCACGCUCAAGAAGAACAACAAGACUGAGAUCCUCGCUGCCGUUUGGCAGAGCAUGUGCGACAACCAGGAUGAGUUUGCCACAUACGUCGACCUUUGUUGCACCCUGGUCAAGUUGGAUGAGCCACCCAAGCGCGAGGAGAAACAGCCAAAGAAGUCACCACGCGACUCUAUGAACAUGCAGCAACCCACUGGUCCAGGCGGCAAUGCUCAUGAGAUGCCCAAUGUCGUCGUCAAGAAGAUGCCAAAUCGUCGUUGCUCAAUGAUCACCUUUAACAACAGCGGCAAUGUUCCCAACACCUCGGUGCCUGCCAACCUGUUUGCCGAACAGCCCUCCAACUCCAUGAUGAUGGCCAGACGUUCAUCGAUCGCCGCGCCAUCCGAGCUCAUCCGUCGUGGCUCCAUGUCCGAUGACUCUCCCAAUGUCUGUCCACCCGCUCCCAAACUCAAGGCCACGCCAACCCUGAGUUCCGUCUCACACAAGCAACUCGCCAACACCAAGCCCGCGCCACUCUCACUCCCACCCCUCACCAACCUCAACAACAACAACAGCAACAACAACCUAAACAACAAUGUACCAAAUGUAAACAAGAACAAGGUGAAUGCCAACAGCAAUUUUGUCGACCAGCCCAACGCCAAGAAGGUCAAGAUGUCCAACUCAGAGUCGUUUGGCGAGGUGUUGGUCAACGCGCUGCAGGACGACCUGGCGCUACAGAUGUUCAUCAAGAAGGAGAGUCUGAACGUGUACUUCAAGCUGUUGGAGGACCUCUACAAGGAGUUUGUCAUCGAGAUACCAUUGCUACUGAACUGCAUCUCAUUGAUACAACUGCGUCACUACGAGCUGUCUGAAGAGGAGUGUUUGAAUCUGGAGGCACUGUCCAAACUGGCGCAAGACCAGCAGGACAUUGACAAGGAGAGGGAAUCACUACUGAGCAACACGAACCAAUACUUUGCCUGGAAGACCAACACCUGGGAGGAGAAGCCUGCACCAGCUCAACCUCCUCCCUCUGGUUUCUUUGACCUCACAACAGAUGUAUUUGUUCUUUAA